AAUCGGAGAACGCUGGGAGGCGGUCGGGUAUUGGGCAGCGGCAAGAGCAUCGGACCUCCACGGCCAGCGCCAUCGCCAUCGCCAUCGCCAGCACAGGAACCGGCAGUGCGCAAUACAGGCUUGUUGUCGCCCUCCGAGAGCUCGGUGUCCCUCAGCUCACACACCUCGAGCACGCCGAUAUCGACCGACCAUGAAGACCUCGCAUCCCGCAUCGCCCUGGACGGCGACGGGGUGGCUCAAGCGGCCGCAGCGGCCACGAGUCGUAUGGUCUGCCCGAUAUGCAACGAAGAGAUGAUGACUCUACUCCAGCUGAACAGACAUAUCGAUGACAACCACGCCAAUCUAGAGGAGAUCGAACAAGAUGAGGCCAAGACGUGGUUCAAGCAGCAGAUGACCAAGGCCAAGAAGUUCCAGCCGCUUGCCUUGAUCAACCAAAAGCUGCGGGGGUUGGAGGCCUUCGAGUCUAACAAUGAUGUUCCUCCCAUACUGAGCCAGGCUGCUCGUAUCGUCACGGAAGGGCGAGAGCCUUCCCCUGCGCCGGCACCGAAGGCACCACUAGCAGAAGCGCCCCAUCCAGAUGAGGUUGUGACCAGAGCACAUUGGCAGCGACCCCACGGCGGCGAAGCGUGCUCGGAUCCCAUGUGCGGGAAGCGACUGGGCCCUGCAAACGGCCAGAUCAACUGUAGACACUGUGGGAAGCUCUUUUGUGAAGAUCACACCAUGUAUCAGAUGAAGCUUUCGCGGGCUGCCCAGCAUGAGCCUGUUCGCGGUCUGUGGUGUCGUGUAUGCGAGACUUGCUAUAAAAGCAGACCCGGCUACAACGACCACACUGGCUUUGAGAGGAACCACACAGACUUCUUCAAGACUGCAAGACGGAAACAUGUCGAUAAGCACUAUCUCGAGCAGAGCAGGUUGGAGACCAGACUCACGAGAUUAACGCAACUUCUCGCCGAUCCGCCGCCACCCGACCAAAAUCAAAGCACGACCAACCUGCUGUGGUCUUCGAUCGCUGGCAACAAGAAUCAUCUCCGCGCGUUGGAACAGUCUGUCGUGCCUUGGGAAGACGAUGCUUCUAUCCACGAAUGCCCGUUCUGUCAGCAGCCCUUCUCACAGUACAGCCUCCGCAGACAUCACUGCCGAAUCUGCGGGCGUGUCGUUUGCGGCGAUCCUGCAACAGCAUGCUCAUCGGAGAUUGGGUUCGAUGUUGAGACGAAAAAGCCAGGGGUCGGCAAGAUCGCAGUUGACGUACGCAUGUGCAAAGAUUGCCAAAGGACCAUCUUCAGCAAGGCCGACUUCGAACGAGAGCUCAAUGCGUGGCCGCCUGAUCAGCGUGCCUUCAACAAUCUCAUUCAGUUCGAACAUGGUAUUAGGCUACUUCUUCCAAAGUUUCAGCGAUUGCUUGGUCCACUUCAGGAUCCGGAAAAUCCGCCGACACCAGCGCAGUUGGCAGAGGCAUCGAAAGUACGGAGACGACUCAUGGAUGCUUUCACGCAGUACGAUGUGGCCGCGCGACGAAUACGCGACCUCCCUACCGAAAGUCCCACCCAAGAGCGGUUACAGAAGGCAAUCUACUCUCAAGCCACGAACUUCUUGCAUAUUCACAUGUUGCCAUUGAAGUCUCUGCCCAAGAUAAUGAGACAUGCAACACCAAACGGAAUGCGAGGUCCAGGCCAAACAGCUUUGUCGGCCAUUAAUUACAACCGCAUUGCGAACGGUGGUGGAUCCAGGCCGAGUUCCAGUCGCGCCAGCAGCGAAAGCUCGGUCGCUGUCACCGCCUUAGAAGCUGAGGAGAAGCAGCUCAAAGAGCGCUUGAUAGUGCUCGAGGAGCAGAGAUUCUUUGUCUCCGAGAUGAUAGCAGAUGCCAACAAAGGCCGAAAAUUCGACGAAGUAUCAGCGCUUAGUCAAAAUGUGGAAGAGAUCACCAAAGAAGUCGACCAGAUCCAAGCCCAGCUAGCUGGUAUGGACUUCGCAAGCGCAUAUGUCAUCAAGUGAGACCAGCUGAUUCGAGGACUUGUAAAAUAACAUAUCAAGGGAAGGAGCUGAAUAACAUCUACCAGGCCGUGGAUCUGGAUUGAAGCUGCGAGGAUGUCCCCAGCGAUCAGUUGGAUCAAUUGUGCUUGAGACCAGACCGACGAUGCCGUGAUCGCGUGCGACUUGAAGCUCUUCAGCCAGACAGGACUGGACCGGGAAAGAAGGAGGCCAUGAUACUUCAGACAAGGCUCUUGCUGCUGAGGAGGACCGGGAGCACGACUCUGCCUCAAUCCACCAAUGUAACCCGGGCAGAGGCACGGUCGCGGUAUGACUUGCGCGCCGGCAUGAUAUAUCCCCGAUCGCCAGAACAUAGAGGAUAGAUAGUCACGAAGGAACAAGCAUUAGACGAUUC
Pseudocercospora fijiensis CIRAD86 is the source of this 2383-nucleotide messenger RNA. RefSeq lists its product as uncharacterized. The record is from RefSeq and is a predicted model, not a curated record. Lineage: Eukaryota; Fungi; Ascomycota; Dothideomycetes; Mycosphaerellales; Mycosphaerellaceae. The transcript has 4 exons. Gene Ontology annotation, molecular function: metal ion binding. The coding region runs from base 265 to 1992 and encodes 575 amino acids.